AUGAAGCUUUCUUUAGCUUUUGGUGCCGUUUCUGCUUUUGAGCUUGCUGCAGUUACUCCCCCUCCCGGAUGCCCAGACCUUGAUAAAUACGAGAUUUGCACGGCAAAAUGCUCAGCCGAUCUCGACACUUGCAAAGAAGCUUGCAACCCCGACGACUUCACAUGUGCCAGUCGUUGUGAUGCCGCUGCUCUCGAUUGCAACAACGACUGUCCCUGCAGCAACGGUUGUCCCAGCGGCUGCCUAGGCUGUGAAAACCCUAUUUGCUCGACUGACGGAGAGCACCUUUUGAUCCUCAAUACAUACGCCGGUAUGGACAAUCAGUCUUUCUUGAUCGAACUUGCUACCGACAUCCACAAAAUGGGCAACUUCAACUACAACAUGGAGAUCCACGACAUUGAGGACUCCUGUUACGCUUUCAUGAAGGGCGAGCACUGGUUCCUCGGUGGUUACUACAACGAGCGAAUGAUCGCCAAAGUCAACCUUGGUGGCUGCGCAAUCGAGCCUCAACAGAAACUUCUCGCCAUCACCCACGUUGACGGCUUCUGGGGAUCUUGCUCUGUCUAUAAUGACCUAACCCACAUGUGUUUUGAUGCCAAUGGCGUUGGUGGCGAUCGAUGCCAGACUUUCGACGGUGAAGAGGGAGGUCAAGCUGUUCUUCCAUCUCGAUCAAAUGCUCCUCAUGACUACACUGCCAUGGCCGUCUAUGACAACAAAAUGUGGGUUGUUGGAGGAUGCGAUCCUGACGGCUUUGACUGCCAUAAUGUCGUUGAGUCAUUUGACGGGUCAAGCUGGACUGUUGCCCCUAACCUACCAGUAGCAGAAAUUUAUGCUCAGACUGUUCUUGGAGAUGUGAAUGGGCUCUACUCUAUUUCUGGUCGACCAAGCUCUAAUAGCCAGAAUGUGUACAAAUUCAAUGGAAGCUCCUGGAGCCUUCUCGGUCUGAUGUCUUCCGCUCAAGCAGACGCAUUCUACUUUACUUCUGGCAAAAUUGUCAGCAAUGGACUCGCAUAUGGCGGAGAAGACUACAUGGAAAAGAUUCAAUUGAGCGACACUGAAUUUUCCUCCGUCAACAUUGGAGUUGCAGCAAACGGUGAAGUGUUCGAUCUCUACUACGCGGCGAUGAUCUUGGUUGAUGGAGCAAUCUCAAUGAGCGCCGUUUCCGCUUUUGAGCUUGCUGCAGUCACUCCUCCUCCUGGAUGCCCUGACCUUGACAAAUUUGAAAUUUGUACGGCGAAAUGUUCAGCUGAUCAUGAUGCUUGCAAAGCUGGCUGCAGCUCGGACGAUUUCACAUGCGUUAGCCGGUGCGAUGCUGCUGCUCUUGAUUGCAGCAACGCUUGUCCUUGUAACAAUGGUUGCCCAAGUGGAUGCCUUGGCUGCGAGAAUCCGGUUUGCUCUAGCGAAGAAGAGCAUCUCAUGAUUCUCAACGCUUAUUCUGCAAUAAGGGAUCAGGCGUUUUUGAUCGAGCUUGCUUCCGAUACUCACAAGAUUGCCAACUUCAACUACAACGACUUUUUAUUUGAAAUUGAGGACUCCUGCUAUGCAUUCAUGAAUGGCGAGCACUGGUUCCUCGGCGGUUACUACAAUGAACGACUGGUCGCCAAGGUCAACCUCGGUGGCUGCUCAAUCGAGCCUCAGCAAAGUCUUCUCGCCAUCACUCAUGUCGACGGCUACUAUGGAUCUUGUGCUGUCUACAACGAAAUUACACACAUGUGUUUCGACUCAAAUGGCGUUGGUGCCAAUCGUUGCCAAACUUUUGACGGAGAAGACGGUGGUCAAGCUGUGGUCCAAACUCAAUCAAAUGCUCCUCACGACUACGCUGCAAUGGCCAUCUACGACAAUAAGAUGUGGGUUGUUGGAGGAUGCGAUCCCGCCGGCUUCGAUUGUCAUAAUAUCGUUGAAUCAUAUGACGGAUCGACAUGGACCGUCGCUCCGAACAUUCCUGUCGAAGAAAUUUACUCUCAGACUGUUCUUGGAGAUGUUUAUGGGCUCUACUCAAUCUCUGGUCGCUUCAAUGGCCGAAAUGUCUUCAAAUUUGAUGGAAAUUCCUGGUCGCUCCUUGGUUUGAUGUCUGAAGCUCAAGCCGGUGCAUAUUUCUUCACUUCUGGCAAAAUUGUUAACAACGGACUUGCAUAUGCUGGAGAAGACACCAUGGAAAAGAUCCAAUUGAGCGACACAAAUUUUUCUUCGAUCAACAUCGAUCGAUCAUCAAAAAAAAACUCUCUCUGCAUCCGUGCGGAAAACGUGCUCUACUCUGCUCUGAGACAAAUUGGAGCCAGGACUGAGCUGUCUUUUGUUAAGAAUGUGAUCGUCCCGCUCUUUGUCAAUCCGUGCCAUGUCAGCAGAAUUGCCGCGCUGUGGGAUGGACGGAAAAUGCACGCCUUGGCUCGGAUUGUCGUUACGGGAGGAAACUCGGUUGCUGCCGGCGCAGAAUCUCUAGCAGAAGCCAUGUUUAAUGGAUUUGAAAUUACCACUCUUGGCUCAGCAAAGCCCGAUAAGGUAGCCCAAAAAGCCCCGCCAAAAUCUCAAGCGGCCCAAAACGCUAGCCAAGCUGAAAACUUGGAGAAGUCGAUUACGAAAGUCAUCGAUGAUCGCGGCAACAAAGGACCGGCUCCGUCAAAGAGUGCGGCAAAGAAACCCGCUGCUAACUCUGCCACAUCCAAUUCCCAGGAUCAAAGGGGAAAUCGCCCUGCCCGAGGCGGUGGAGCAAAGCGUGGUCGUGGUGGAAAAAGAAGAGGUAGUUGGAAUACCAACCCUGAUGGUGGUUCGCGAGGAGGGAAGCGAAAUGUAGGUAGCAAACCUACGUCACGCCCUCCGCCCAAUAAUGGAAAAACGAAACAAAAUCAGAACCCCCUCGACGCCGCCGAAGCCGAUGUUCCGGUAGCUGAAACAGUAUCGAAAGACAAGCUUAACAGGCGCAAAGCCACAAGAAAUAAGCUGAAGCCUACUCUUCUUAAACCCAAAAUGGAUGAAAUCGAAGAGGACGUUAAGUUGAAUCUUAACGAAGAUGACAUCGGGAGAAGCGAUGAAGAGAAUCUCACUCCUUUUCCGCAAGGUGGAACACCGCUCAAAGCGAUGCCGGGUGACUCUCAAGACCUCUCCCCGAACACAGUACCGUACGCCGACUCUUUCGUCGGCGACGAUGCCGCUUCCUCCUACAUGUCCCUUGAAACCCCUACGCCAGUGGGAGAAACCAAGCAAUUGUUUUCCCAGAAGGACGAAGGGGUGAACUAUAUGCUGGAAUCAAUUAGCGAUCUUCUCCAAUUUAAACACACCGUCAAGACAAUAACCACUGAUGAGGUGGCGUUUCAUGUGGACAAUCGUUACAAGCGAUUCCAGGGACUGGCCCUCAACUUCAUCAAAGCUAGCUCGGCUGGAAACGAUGAACUCCUAAUGGAUAUCCCUGCAAUUUAUCCACCGCAAUGGCGGGAAGAGAAGUAUAACGGUCAUAUUCUCACCAAAGUUAGCCUUUUGGUCUUUUACAACACGCUAAAACGGCUCGCAAUUCCAACUGAGAAUAUCCAGACCAUUAUUAUCCAACGUACGGAUGGCACGAUGGUCGAAGAUGGCGACACUGAUUGGAAAAGAAACUCCGAUGCAGUGGUGCGUGGAGUAAGGUUUAAAUUCCUAUUGGACUUCAUCAAAUACAUCUUCUUCGCAGUUAAAACGCUGCAGCUUUUUGAUCCUGCCAGACUCAUGGCAAACACCACUGCUUGGGCAACUAUCUUCUCCAUGCGCGAGUUCGAUGGUCAGGGAAAAUUUGUGAUCAAUAAUGCUGAUGACAAAGGGCUCUACAAGAAGAUAAAAUAUUUCUUCACUCGCUUCAAAUCCUACGUGAAUAGCUCUCAAGCGCCAAACUUCACCUUCAAGGAACACUCGAUGACCGUAGGUAUCUUACCUAUGGCGGAGAUUUUCUCCUCCGAGCUGAAGAAAAUGAAGUUUGUUAACCCGAAUGUUGAAAGCUGCAAAGAAGCACUCGGAGUUGCUUAUGAUAAUCACCAUAACCCUCUCUCCGAAGACAACCUGGUCAAAAAAGGUCGAGGAAACCUAGGGAAGGCCUAUCAGCUCAUCCUGGACGCAAUUGAUAACGAGAUCUUUCGCGUGGAAGGAAAUGAGCUCUACAAGCUUGACGCCCGUCAGCACUUUGAUAAUAAAAUUGAAGAGCAACGAAGCGGCCUGAUGCGCGUCACGUUAGGAGACGCCAAAACUCUGGUGGAAGGGCGAAGCGCCGCCAAAGUACAGAGAAGUAAGAUCCGUUUCUUGGGCAGAACCCUGAAAGCCGGAGCUGGUUCCAAAUUCAUGAACGAUGCCCUGUACACCGCGUCGACAGCAGCUGGAGUGGUGGAGUGCAACCCUGAGUUUAGAAAGGUUGCUAAUACUACCGAAGCUUCUGCCUCGAAACUUCAGAAAAUGGACGCAGCAGCCAAGAAGUUGCGAAUUGAUUUUGGAAAUUCUCAAAAAGAUAUUCGUAAAACCCUUCGGCUAGCGCAGAGAAACCAGGUAGAAUCGUCCACCCUGCAUUAUGGAGGUGCUCAGGCACUGAAAAGCAUGCAAGAACAAAUGGUAGCGAUACUCCAGGGGAAAGAAAAGAGCGACAUUCUGGAAGAGGCGGCAAUCAACGACCGCAACGUCAAUCAACUAAUUGGUGGCGCCAAGUUCAUGGCUUUCAAUACUAAAUUGGAAGACACUACAAAUGAACCCUAUCUUGUCCUCAAGGAUAGAGUUAUCGACCGCCACCAAACUGUUGACCUGAUGGGGAAAGAAGCGAAUGUUGGUACGAUCUUGAAGUCAGUCUUCGAAGGUGUGCCUGAGAAGGAGAUACCCCAAGGAGAAAAAGACCUCCAACUAGCCAUUCAUUUGGAUUCAGCCGUUAAAAAGUCGGACCAGCAAGCGUCAGAUGAAGAAGAAGUCGAUAUCGACAUGACGGAACUCGAAGAGCCAGAAAAGGCAAAGCCGGGACCUACCUUCGUAUCACCUCCGAGUUCGAUCCCCGGAGCCAUUAAUUCCAACAAUGUGUUCGAAUCUGAUGGCCUACCUAGGCCGGUCUUGGAUAAGUCGAGCUCAACCCUCAACAUGGACGACAUGGACGACGAUGAUCCAGGUUCAAGCUUUUCCAUCACGAGUACGCAAUCUCUAGCGUUUGAAAUUCCCAAUAAGAGUGAAUGGGAGGCGCUGGAGUCAAUGACCGAUAUUCCAUUGAAGCUAAUUGCCUCCACCCCAGCUAGAAGGCAAGGAAUUGUGGUACGCCGACUGGAAACGGCGGGGUCUACAAGCAUGAAAGUCAUCCCCUUGGACGAAUUCGACAAGAGUGAAGUUGCCAGAUAUUCAAGUCCACAAGACUACGUUAAAAAACGUAAGCCGCCGAUGUUUGAAUCCUGGGACAAGCUCAUGCAGCUGGAAAGUUCCGGCGAAAGAAGAGUGGCCGACAUUGAAAAUGUCAUGAUGAAGCUCGCUAAGGUUCCGAAAGGAUCCAAACAUCAGCAAGCUAGAAAAUGGAUCUUUGUCUUAGCCGACAACUCCAUCAAAAUCUUCAAGCAGUUUAUCCAGCUCUUGAAAGAACCCUCGGGAACUUGGACUAGUCUUGGCUUGGACCAGGACGUGGAGCAGAUCGAGGACGGCUUUAAAUUCAAAGAAGGUUCCGCUUGGAAAGCCUUUUAUGAAGAAGUGAAAUAUUUUAUACGAGCUUAUGAACGACCGCAGUAA
Messenger RNA from Oikopleura dioica, 5700 nucleotides. Lineage: Eukaryota; Metazoa; Chordata; Appendicularia; Copelata; Oikopleuridae. The record is from the annotation of a GenBank genome assembly.